AGUCGCUCUCAGACCUUGCUAUUGGUGACAUUUACCAAGAUGCAAAUAUUAUUUUUAAUUUGUUUUUGUUUGUAUAUAAGUUUUGUGAAUUCGUUGUUUUGUUUUUGGAACAGUGGAUGUCCGUACAGACACUUUUCAACGAAAACACCGUAUAAUUUAGUAAGGGGUGAUAUAAGAGAUUCACAAAUAAAAGUUAAAGGUUGUAAACCCGUUAGUAUAUGGUCACUUUAUAGAAACGGUAAAAGUUAUCCAGACAAAGAAACUGCCAAUCAUAUGGAAAAUGCUGUUUCAAUACGAAAUUAUAUAGCCGAGAGUUAUACGAAAGGAAAAUGUUCACUCUGUGCACAAGAUGUUGAUAAUCUAAUUAAUUGGAAAAUGGAUACCAAAUUGUUUAAGGGUAUUAACGCACUCACUGAUGAGGGAUAUCAAGAAAUGUAUUCUAUAGCGAAUAGAUUAAAAGCUACUUUCCCUGAUUUGUUUAGCCAUCUUAAAGAAAAUGAAUUCGUAUUUAGACCAACUGCUGCUGGAAGGAUAGAAGAAAGUGCACGAGCAUUUGUUAAUGGUAUUGAUGACAGAUUAUUUAUAGAAAAUGUCAAAAUAAAUGAUACCAUCACACCUUAUACUUCAUGCGGUAAAUAUGAAAGUGAAGUUAAAUCUAAUCCAAAAACAUAUGAAGAGGCAGCCAACUAUCAAAAAAGUUCAGAAUACCUUGCGAUGAAAGAUCGCGUAGAGAGACGCACUGGUCUCGACUUCAAAUUGACAGAUGAAAAUGUAACCGCUUUAUAUGACUUAUGCCGUUUCACUUGGUCUGGUAUAAACGGCAUAGCGAGUCCUUGGUGUGCUCUUUUCACCUCUGAAGACCUUCAAGUGUUAGAAUACGUCGAGGAUUUAAACCAAUAUUACAAAAACGGCCAUGGGUCUCCUACCAACGUGUUGUUCGGCAGAAUAAUUCUGACUGACCUUCUUAAAACUUUUCAGCGAUCGAAAGCUGGGGAGGGUAAAAAAAUCACAACUUAUUUCGGUCAAUCAACCGCAAUAGACAUGGCUUUGUCUUCCCUGGGGCUAUUCAAAGAUAAAGAAUAUCUUCGUAGUUCUAAAAGGAAUCGAGACAGGAAGUGGAAAAGUUAUAAGAUGUCGUCGUUUUCAGCUAACAUAAUGGCAGUUUUGAGCAGGUGUAACCUCAAUGGUAAGGAUGAUUACACUGUGGUGUUUUAUUUAAAUGAAGAACCUAUAAAGUCGAUAUGCUUAGAAGGAAUAUGUCCUUGGAAUGAGUUUGAAGAAAAAUUUAAACCUUUUCUUGAUACUGACACGAGUUUUUGUGAUUUUAAUGCUAUACGAUAA
This is a messenger RNA of Diatraea saccharalis (sugarcane borer), 1341 nucleotides long. The record is from the annotation of a GenBank genome assembly. NCBI's taxonomy places the organism in Eukaryota, Metazoa, Arthropoda, Insecta, Lepidoptera, Crambidae.